Messenger RNA from Rubroshorea leprosula, 1120 nucleotides. The record is from the annotation of a GenBank genome assembly. Lineage: Eukaryota; Viridiplantae; Streptophyta; Magnoliopsida; Malvales; Dipterocarpaceae.
GGAACUGUAUUGUUGCAUUUCAAAUGCAUAUUUGCUUUGUAUCUGGUUCAACAAAAUGGCAAGUGCCCAAGGGCCACAAUUGCAGAAGAUUCUAGAACGUCUUACCGGACAACACACUGUCCCAAAUGUCUUUAUUGGUGGAAAACACAUUGGUGGUUGUACAGGUAUUCAUGCAUUUUCACUCUCGCAUUAUAUAUGAUGCAAUUUUACUUUUAUGAACCUGAAAAUUGAAAUACAAGAAAUCUCUUAUAAUAAAAUACACAAAAGCAGAUGCCCCAUAUAUCCAAACAAACUGUAGAAAUGGUUCCUGAACAAACACAGUAUAUGCUUUGCUACAUUUUUCUUUGGCUUCUUUCAUUGUUUCUCAGUUUCUUCAGUAAAACAUUCUAUGACAAGAAACAGCUAGAAUUUUUAUAUCCUUAACUUUGACUCUUGACUGUAAAAUGACUCUCAUAAUGAACUUGGAUUUCUUUGAAAUCAGCAACCCUAUUGAUGUGAUGAACAGAUUCUACUUUUAGUCAUUCCUUCCUGUUGAUGCAGAUACUGUGAAACUGUACCGAAAAGGAGAACUUGAACCAUUGCUGUCAGAAGCCAACUCUAAGAAAAUGGAGAACUAACUCCUCUCUGGUGUUGCUAUCAAGGGGGUAUGUUCCAUCUGUGGACUUUGGAUCUUAUAAGAAGAUAAGCACUCAGAAACAUUGCUUCACAUGCAUUUACUUACUACCAAAUCUCAAAAGUUGUUUCCAUGCCCUUCAUUCAUUGUAUAUUCUAAUAAUGACAUUACUUGUUACAUCUCAUUUGAACCUUCUUCAGCCAUUCCUCAGACAUUAAAAUCCUUUAGACGGUGAGUGACAACUGAAGAAUUUGUCGAAGAGAAGGGUUGGAAAUAUUUUUGCUAUUACUUGCAAAUAUUCUUGAGACUCUGUUUUUUUUUCUUGUAUAAGGUUACCUAAUAAUGCAUUAAGAUCAUGCAAACAUCUUUAUUUAUUUACUAUUUCUUAGGAAAGUAACCUUUAAUCACCAUUGUUUGUCACUGCGUGCAUGUUCUUGUAAGGCAGGAACAGAAAUUCUACUGUGUCAAUCUGUGAUGUUGCUGCUGCAAUGAACAUCUCCCUACAGU